This is a messenger RNA of Tarenaya hassleriana, 1435 nucleotides long. Its product is annotated as homeobox protein SHOOT MERISTEMLESS. The coding region runs from base 1 to 1056 and encodes 351 amino acids. Lineage: Eukaryota; Viridiplantae; Streptophyta; Magnoliopsida; Brassicales; Cleomaceae. The transcript has 5 exons. Gene Ontology annotation, biological process: regulation of DNA-templated transcription. Gene Ontology annotation, molecular function: DNA-binding transcription factor activity, RNA polymerase II-specific; DNA binding. The record is from RefSeq and is a predicted model, not a curated record. Gene Ontology annotation, cellular component: nucleus.
AUGUUAGAGAGAGACUGGGAGAGUGGUUCCAACAGCUCAUCUUGUCUGAUGGUUUUUGCUGGGGAUAAUGUGUUGGCCCAAAACGUAGAGCAUAAUAUUACCAACCACUACGAAAGCAUCUCUUUUUCUUUUGCUGAGAAGUGGGCGCCUUCUUCUUCUUCUUCUUCUUCUUCUUCUUCUUCUUCUAACUUAGCUUCUCUCAUGGAGAUCCACCAAAACGACGUCGCGGGAGGAGGAAUCAACCCUUAUUCUUCUUCAUCAUCUGCUACUGCUAAGGCCAAGAUCAUGUCUCAUCCUCACUAUCAUCGCCUCUUAGCUGCUUAUGUCAAUUGCCAAAAGGUGGGGGCUCCGCCGGAGGCGGCGGCGAGGCUGGACGAGGCGUGCGCCGCUGCGGCGGCGGCUGCGGCGGCGAUGGGCCCCACAGGCUGCUUGGGUGAAGAUCCGGCACUCGAUCAGUUCAUGGAGGCUUAUUGUGAGAUGCUCAUCAAAUACGAACAAGAGCUAUCUAAGCCUUUCAAGGAGGCCAUGCUCAUCCUCCAACGCGUCGAGUGCCAAUUCAAAUCUCUCUCUCUCUCCUCUCCUUCACCUCUCUCUGGUUGUGGUGAGGGAAGUUCUGAUAGAAGUAACAAUGUCUCUCCGGAGGAAAUGGUUGACAUGAACAGCGACUUCAUAGAUCCGCAAGCUGAGGAUAGAGAGCUAAAGGGUCAGCUCCUGAAAAAGUACAGCGGUUACUUAGGCAGCCUCAAGCAAGAAUUCAUGAAGAAGAGGAAGAAAGGGAAGCUCCCGAAAGAAGCUCGCCAACAAUUACUCGAUUGGUGGAACCGACACUACAGAUGGCCUUACCCUUCGGAGCAGCAGAAGCUGGCGCUGGCGGAGUCAACGGGGCUUGACCAGAAGCAGAUAAACAAUUGGUUCAUAAACCAGAGGAAACGCCAUUGGAAGCCGUCGGAGGACAUGCAGUUCGUCGUCAUGGACGCAACCCAUCCUCACCAUUACUACAUGGAAAACGUAUUGGGAAAUCCUUUUCCGAUGGACCUCUCUCCCUCCAUGCUCUGAUCACAUCACAUCAUCCUUCCUCUUCUACGUACGCUUUUCAACUCAUCUAUGUCAUAUAUAUAUAUAUAUAUAUAUAUAUAUAUAUAUAUAUAUAUAUGUGUAUGUAUGCAUAUGUAUACUUAAGUUAUAUAUGUGGUCAAAUAACUCGUUGUUAAACUGCUUUCUCCAAGUAUUUGUGUUGGGUUUGAUCAACCGAGUGGCUCGGGCGAGGGAAUUUGUGGAUUUGGUAUACAUGGUCCGAGGACCGAAAACUAUGGACGUUGUGUUAAGUGUUGAUCUCCUCGAUGAUCUGCCCCUUUUUUUUUAUCCUAUCCAAGAUGUCUUGAGAGUUUGUAGCCCUUGUCUUAUUGUUUCGUAUGAUUGGUAGUGUUCAUGACAA